This is a messenger RNA of Kluyveromyces lactis, 828 nucleotides long. It is a transcript of the gene SPC34, whose product is annotated as Spc34p. Lineage: Eukaryota; Fungi; Ascomycota; Saccharomycetes; Saccharomycetales; Saccharomycetaceae. Gene Ontology annotation, biological process: attachment of spindle microtubules to kinetochore. The record is from RefSeq and is a predicted model, not a curated record. Gene Ontology annotation, cellular component: spindle microtubule; DASH complex. The transcript has a single exon. The coding region runs from base 1 to 828 and encodes 275 amino acids.
AUGUCUGGAUCAUUAGAUUACUGCCUGGAUCAGAUAUCAAAAUCCGCGGAGUCAAUAUCGACCUUAUAUUUCAAACCGCCAGGCAUCUUUAGAAAUGCGAUUGUACCAGGCAACAGCAAAGUGUACUCAGAUCUUAUAGUAAAGCUUAUAAGAGAUGGCGAUUCAAUUGAAGAAAUGUCAUUAUACAGUACAGAUAACGAUGGAAAUAUGAAGCGUAAGGAUGGGAAAGUAGGGAUAUACGAUCAUCUCUUGGAGAGGGAAGCAACUUUGAAACGGAACAGAGCACUAUGUUUACCAGAUCCAAGACCUAUUACCUACAUACCGAAGGGGUUUUAUCUCAGUCAAAACGAUCAUGUCAUCCGAAAGAAACAGAAACCUGCAAGAGAUUUUAUCUUCGAAGGAAGUAACAGCGAUGAGCUGGGAAUCUACGACGUGCUAUUGAAAAAAUUCAGCAAGGACGAACAAAUCAAGCAAUUUCUUCAUGCAUUGCGGAAUGGAAGUGUGAUAACUGGCGAGGAUGUAUCAAGAAGGAAAACUCUUUUCGUAGAAGAUUUCCCAAUCUCGAUUAUAUUAUCUGUGUUCCGGGAAAUUAUAGAUCAAUGGCCUCUCACUGAAUACAAGGAGAAAUUUGAAAAACUAAUGCAAAUAUACAAUGGAUUACAAGCUGAUAUUAAUGAACUUCAGAAGAAAGUAGAGAUCCAGGAGUUAGACUUCCAACACGAAGCGUUACCGGAAAAAACGUCAAUAUCAUCUCUCAUCGAUAAAGAGGAGAAAGAAAUACAGAAGCUCGAGAAACAGUUGGACCUUUUGGAAGGGAGAAAUAAGUGA